Messenger RNA from Gadus macrocephalus (Pacific cod), 4188 nucleotides. RefSeq names its product tudor domain containing 3 (gene tdrd3). Lineage: Eukaryota; Metazoa; Chordata; Actinopteri; Gadiformes; Gadidae. The transcript has 13 exons. Gene Ontology annotation, molecular function: RNA binding; protein binding. Gene Ontology annotation, biological process: mRNA processing. Gene Ontology annotation, cellular component: nucleus; cytoplasm. Bases 182 to 3082 code for a protein of 966 amino acids. The record is from RefSeq and is a predicted model, not a curated record.
UCGUCGCGCACUGAUGACGUCGCUGCACCGUGUUGUGUGGCUUUAGCGCUAGCAAGCUAAAGUUUACGUUUGAUUCCUGAAUAAUGUAUAUAAAAAAACGUAUGUUCUUUGUUAAGAAGUGCUGCAUUUAAAUAUCGCUUUCUUCAUUUAUGAUACGAAGCGUUUCGAGAAAGGGAGAACGAUGACAGAUCUGUCAGGAUCUCUCAGCAGAGAAGGAUGGCACCUCACUGAUGCUGGGAUAGCACAACUCAAAGGCACGAAUGAGAAGGCUUCCCACAAUGACAUCAUCCGUAUAGCGCUUGAUAGUGAUCUGAGACCGAUCGGCCGGAAGGUGCUUCCUUCAGAGAUCAACAGUGGAAAAGUUGACAAGGUAGAGGGACCAUGUGUGCUGCAGGUGCAGAAGGUGAGGAACAUCGCGGCCCCUAAAGAGCAGGAGCAUUCCCAGGCGGCGCCCCGCAUGCUGCGCGUGCACAUGACAGACGGACACACCAGCUGCCCAGCGCUCGAAUACAAACAGCUGUCCAAGAUCAGUUUGAACACCCCUCCUGGAACGAAGGUGAAGCUACUUGGUACGGUCCAGGUUAGAAAUGGCUUCCUGCUCCUGGAGGAUUCCAAGAUUUGUGUCCUGGGAGGGGAGGUUCAGUUCAUGGUGGAGAAAUGGGAACUGCAGAGGAGUUUGGCCAAACACAGCCGGAGUAACAUCGGAGCAGAAGGAGGACCUCCGCCCUUCGUACCGUUUGGACAGAAGUGUGUGAGGCAGGAGGAGGUGGACAGUAAGGCCCUGGACCGGAGGAAGACCCUUCAGAGCCCCACCCCCCUCAAGCCCGAGGAGAACGAGCAGUUUGAGAAGCAGCGCACGGCCGCCAUUGCUGAGGUUGCCAAGACCAAGGAGGCUCCUCGCACAUUUGGCGGCGGGGGAAAUGCUGGCGGGAACCUGAUUAGCAGUGGCUCCUCCUACCGCGGCCGAGACUCCCACGCGUACCGCCAACGAGAGGAUCGAAGCGAGUGGACGGAGAGGAGCGACAGCCGACAAGAUGGGAACUACAGGGAGCCAGGGAGGGAGAGCAGACAGGAUGGGAACUACAGGGAGCUGGUGGAUGAGCGGGCCCUGAAGGACAUCAUGGAGAUGGGCUUUGAUAAAGAGGACGCUCGGGUGGCUCUGAUGGACCACAACAACAACUUGGAGGCUGCUCUGAAUAGCCUGCUGACUGCAGCCACUAGCCCUGCCCCUAGCCCCACCCCUAGCCAGGGCCCAAGCAGACACGGCUCGUCCUACGACAUGCACGGGUCCGACCCCGGCAGGCCCCCACCCAGGGGCAGGGGCAGGGGCAGGGGCAGGGGGAGAGGGCGGUCGAGGGGUGAGGAUGAAGAAGAUGGAGAGGGAGCAGGUGGAAGGCCGUCUGGACCCAGCACGCUGUUCGACUUCUUGGAGUCAAAGAUAGGAUCGUUCUCCAUCAAUGAUUCUAAGCCCCAGGAGCCAGCAGGGAGGCCCCAGGACGGGAGAUCUUCCUUCUCCUCCUCCUCGGACCUCCACUCCUCUUCCAGAGCCUCUUUCUCCCAGCGGACCCCCAGACCCCCACGCUUCAACAGGGACACAGACUUCCCCCGGCCUGGCCAAGACCCUCACGCCACCUCCACGGCCCACCAGGGCUCCACCCACUGGCCUGGCCCCGACAGAGGCCCUCGUGGUGGGACCGACCGCUUGCCCAGCGGCCGCAGGGACUUCCAGAACGACCACAACACCAGCACCUCUUCCUUUUCAUCAUCCACGUCUGUGCUCGGCCAGCCCAAGGUUCCCCCGCCCCCACCAACCUCACGCUCAGAGAGCUUCCACCAGCCGGCCCCACGCUCAGAGAGCUUCCACCAGCCGGCACCACGCUCAGAGAGCUUCCACCAGCCGGCCCCACGCUCAGAGAGCUUCCACCAGCCGGCCCCACGCUCAGAGAGCUUCCACCAGCCGGCCCCACGCUCAGAGAGCUUCCACCAGCCGGCCCCACGCUCAGAGAGCUUCCACCAGCCGGCCCCACGCUCAGAGAGCUUCCACCAGCCGGCCCCACGCUCAGAGAGCUUCCACCAGCCGGCCCCACGCUCAGAGAGCUUCCACCAGCCGGCACCACGCUCAGAGAGCUUCCACCAGCCGGCCCCACGCUCAGAGAGCUUCCACCAGCCGGCCCCACGCUCAGAGAGCUUCCACCAGCCGGCAUCACGCUCGGAGAGCUUCCACCAGCGCAAUGCUCGCAAUGGAGAAGUUGGCGCAGGGGAAUCGAACCACCGAAGAGGCCCCAGAGAGAACUCUGCGAUGCCCAAGCUCGGUGAUCCACCAGCGCCUGAGGGCAGGGGGGUGGGAGUGACGAGACGCAGCGACUACAGAGCCGAAGAUCCCGGUAGGAGGCGAGCGGGGAGGGGGGACCGGCCGAUCUCGUGGACGGAGACGCCCGCCGCGGUGACCGACCAGGACGUCGGGGGCGUGUCCCGGGACACGCGGCCCAAUAGGGGUGCGGAUCCUGCCCUCAAUGGGGACUGGGAGCAGAGGAGAACCGGGCCCAUCAAACCUGACGUCACGGCGACGCCCUUCCGUAGAGAAGACCCUCCCCCCCAGGCCAGGAGGAUCCCCCCACACACGGGACCCAUCAAACCCGACAUCGUCGCAGCACUCCCCAGAGACGCCCCUCCUCCCAAGAGAACUGCCUCCCAGAGAGGGCCCAGCCAGGGAAGGCCAGGCCAAAAGCCAGUCCAGGACAAAAUCCAAGGUCCUAAGGGGUCGGAGAAAGGUCACACGGGGGAGUCAUCGUGGAAACCAGGAGACCAGUGUAUGGCACCCUACUGGGAAGAUGGCAAGUUCUACCGAGCGAGGAUCGAUGCGGUGCACGCCUCCGGCUGCACAGCGGUGGUGGUCUUCAGCGACUUCGGCAACUGUGAAGAGGUCCUACUGCACAGCAUCAAAUCUGCAGCCCCGGGCCCCUGGGAGGAAGACGACGGUUGCUAUGACGACUCGAUGGAGUUUCGUGACGGCGGCGACGGACAGAUGCGGACGGCUCGACCCACGCAGCAAUAUUACCAGCCCCCUCGGGCGCGGGACUAGCCACGCCCCCCAGCUAGUCAGCCACGCCCCCACCCCGAAAGCGCCAGUAGGUUACAUAAGGGCUGAGCUCAACACCUUGUUAAAACAAGACACGAUCACAGAACUGUUUGCACGUUGGCAUCCCGGGUGGGGAAAAUAUGUAGCAUUAUUAAAAUGAUAACUCGUUUUUGUGAUGUGUUAUUAAAGUGCACGCAUAAACCAAAAAACUCACUUGAACUUGACAUAACUGAAGCCAAGACAAACUCUAGCGAGUGGAAGUGGAAUCAAAAUUUUGCCACAUUUAUUUAUUCUCACCUUCAAGUUGCACUUGGAGGUUAGCUUAAUGUGUGCUACCAUUGUACCAAACGUUUCCUAUCCAUAUGGUAGAGAAGAUACAGCAGGUAGGAGCUUCUAAAGUCCCCACUUGUGAUCACCUGAAAUGCAGACAGGGUAGCAGGUGAUUUCUGACUAUUAAGCUCCAUAUAUUUGAUGAAUUUUUUUUUUAAAGGUCUUAAGGUUCUUUAUGUACAAGCAGAUGUGCCUAAUGAUUGGUAGGCACAGGAUAACCACUACUAAUCCCUUAGUGCAGUACGAUGCGCUGACAUCCACCGGGACACAGAUAUAAAAAUCUGCUUCAGAACUAGAAAUUGCGGUCUAAAACAGGUCGGGAGCCACUGUUUUAGUGUAUGGUCAACCAAUAAUAAUCCCAGCCCCCACCAACACAGCUGAGGCUCUUGGGAUGCAUUGGGGCACAGACUUGUAUAACUUCACAGAAGUUUACAUUACAGGAGACGGUUUACAUGGAGUAAGGACUUUUUUUAAAGAAGCAUUUUAUUGUGUGCUUAGUAAUCACCUGUUGUUUUUUUCUAUCAAUCUAUAUCCACACUUGUUUCAGUGAGAAAGAAACACUCUUUCCUCGAUGUUCCCGAGUUCUUCCUGACUAACGAAGGCUCCGCAUCUUCCCAAAGAUGGAGAAGACUUUUUCAAAGGGCUUUGGACAAGAGCUAAACUAAUAACCUGACGUCAAUUUCCAAGGACUUUGUUACGGACUCUUAUCUCUUGUAAAUUGUAUGAGGGUUUAUAGACCGCCUGCAUUAUCAUGUUAAUAAACUACAGUUGCAAAUAUC